CACAGAAAGAGGAAGAAUCAAAUCUUGUGUCUUCCCAAGAUAGACUCAUUCAUGUGGAAAUGACCGUGCUUUACUCAGGACAUUUUAGCAAGGCUCUUUAAGGACUCAAAAAAGAUUUUAAACCUACAAGACAAAAAUAUGGCAAGACCCAAUAAUUUCACCUACUUCACCAGAAAAUCUCUUGUUCUCACUGAAGAAUGUACUUCUACCAGGAAAAGUGAGGAGGAAGAAGGACUAGAGCCCCAUGGUGACUUCGAAGCUGGUAAACAGCUGCCAUUUUUUAAUGGCAAUAUACCUCCAAGCAUGGUGUCAGAGCCCCUGGAAGAACUGGACCCAUACUAUCUGGAUAAAAAUACUUUCAUAGUGUUGAAUAAAAGGAAAAUCAUUUUUCGAUUCAAUGCCUCCCCUGUAUUGUACAUUUUAACUCCUUUCCAUUUUAUUAGAAGACUAUCCAUUAAAAUUUUGGUAAGCUGCUUAUUCAACAUGAUCCUUAUGGGCACUUUCCUGUUCAACUGUAUAUUUCUGACAAACCUUAACUCUCCAGAUUGGAUAGGCUACUUUGAGUUCUUUUUUAUUGGACUAUACACUUUUGAAAUCCUUAUUAAAAUCCUUGCAAGAGGCUUCUGUAUAGGGCCAUUCACAUUCCUUCGUGAUCCCUGGAACUGGUUUGAUGUCCACAUUCUUGCCUAUGCGUAUCUGAGCAUAUUUGUAAAUCUAGGCAGUAUUUCAGCUCUUGGAUUUUUCUCAUUUUUGAGAAUCUUGAAAGCUAUUUCUCUAACCACAGGUACAAGGAUUAUCAUGGGUACUCUGACUCAGUCAGCAAAGAUGUUUUGUCAUGCAGUGAUCCUAACUGUGUUUUGUUUGAGUGUCUUUGCUGUUAUGGGGAUGCAGUUAUUCAUGGGCAGCCUGAAGAAUAAAUGUUUACCAUUGCUUCAAGAAGAGGGAAAUAUGACUGAUAUUCUAUCAGACAAUGGAAGUAAGCAUCACAAUUCCACUUGGCACUUCACACAGUACCUGGCAGAUAAAAUUGACAGGUUUCAUUUGGAAGGAGAAAUGAAUGCUCUCCUUUGUGGCAAUAGUACAGUGGCUGGUCAAUGUCCAGAAGGAUACAUAUGUGUGAAAACCGAUGAAAAUCCUGAUUAUGGCUACACAAAUUUUGAUAAUUUUGGCUGGGCUUUUUUGUCCCUCUUCAGAUUAAUGACCUUGGAUUUUUGGGAAAGCCUUUACCAACAGACCCUACGAGCUGCUGGGAAGACAUAUGUGAUCUUUUUUGUGAUUGCAAUUUUCUUUUGCUCCUUCUAUCUGGUAACUUUGAAACUGGCUGUAGUUGCCAUGGGUUAUGAAGAGCAGAAUCGGGCAGCCAUUAGAGCAGCAAAUCGAAGACAGGUGAAAUACCAAGCCAUGCUAUACCGAUGCAAAAAGGAGCAAGAAGCAGCUGAGGCAAUGACAGCUGUUGAAGCAGUUGAAAAGAAAAAGACUGGCAAAGAUCAAAGUUUUGAAACAUCCAUUGAAAUCUUAGAUCUUACUAAUGAGACGAUGGAACAAAGGAAGAAAGAGAACCAAGAGAAGCAUACUGAGAGAGAGGAAAAGGAAAUCGAUGCAAAAUUGCAUCAAUUUGAAUCAGAAGACUGCAUCAGAAAAAGAGUUUCCCAUCAUGUUAUAAACACUCAGAGAAUAAUAUAUGAAAAAGGGUCAAUUACACAGCAGGGAAGCACUAUGCAAGUUGACAAGAAGGAAAAACAAAUAAAAACUUGUCAGGUUUCUAUGGAUAUGCUGGAAGAUCCCACUGUUAGAGAAAAAGCAAUCAGUGAAACCAACAUAUUAAACAGCAUGAAUGAACUUGACAAGUGUAGGCCAAGAAGUUGCUGGAAGAGAUUUGCUAAAAUGUUUCUAAUCUGGAAUUGCUGUCCACUUUGGGUAAAAUGUAAAGAUUUUGUUCAUUCCAUUGUCAUGGAUCCAUUUUUUGAUUUGGCCAUUGUUAUUUGUGUCAUUAUGAACCUAUUGUUUAUGGCCAUGGAUCACUACCCAAUGACUGAGGAAUUCUUCUAUGUCCUCUUUGUGGGACACCAGAUAUUUACUGGAAUUUAUGUAUUGGAAAUGAUUUUGAAAAUUAUUGCAUUGCAUCCAUAUAAUUACUUUCAAGAGAAGUGGAACAUAUUUGACAGUUUUAUUGUGACCCUUGCUUUAGGGGAAGUUGUGAUUUAUUCCUUUUGGAUGCCUAAUGCACUCCGUGUUUUCAAAAUGACAAAAUAUUGGCCAAUGAUGAAAAUGAUGAUCAAGAUUCUUUGGUACUCUGUGAAGGCUCUUAGAAGCUUGACAUUGGUGUUGGUUAUCACCAUUCUUCUUUUUGCGGUGAUUGGCCUGCAGUUUUUUGGUCAGAGCUACAAAGAAAAUGCCUGCAAGGUUAAUCCUGAUUGUUUACUUCCACGUUGGCAUAUGCAUCAUAUCUUCUACUCCUUUCUAAUUGUGCUCCGGGCACUGUGUGGAGAAUGGAUAGAGACCAUGUGGGACUGUAUGGAGGUGGCAGGGCAAUCCAUGUGCCUUGUCUUUUACAUGGGGAUUAUUGUCAUUGGAAACCUACUAGUACUUAUCCUUUUCGUGGCUUUGGUGAGCUCAUUUAUUUCAGAGAACUCUGCAAUGAGUGAUGUGAAAGCUGAUUCACAAAAUCUCCAUCUUGCAAUGGCAAGGAUUAAAAAGGGGAUCCAUUAUGUGAAACGAACUUUAUUUGAUCUCAUUACAGAAGCUUUUACUAAGAAGCAAACUAUUUCAAAAGAGACCAAAAGAGUGGAAAAUCUAAGUAUGGAAAAGAAGAAUGAUACAUCCACCCACUCAGUUAACAAAAUAAGCAAUAAUCAAGAUUUCCAGAAUGAAAAAGAGGGAACCAAUGUCUCUGGCAGCAGCAUGGAAAAAUAUAUGAGGGACAAUAGUUCCUCUCAGUCAUCUAUUCACAAUCCCAGUUUCCCAAUGCCAGCACCAAUUGCUCUUGCAGAAUUUGAUUCUGAAAAUGCAAACACCAAAGAAUUUAGCAGUGAAUUUGAUAUUGGUGGCAGCAAUGAGCCACUUAACCCCAAUUCUAUUUCCCCUGAAGACAGCAUGGCUCCUAUUCUUGGUCCUGAGGAGGAACAAGUCAUGGAUGAAUCUGAAAAAUCAGAUGAACCAGGAGCCUGUUUUUCAGAUGGUUGCAUGCGAACGUUUCCUUUCUGUGGAGCCAGUAGGAAGGCUAAGAAAGGGAAGAUCUGGUGGAAGCUGAGGAAAACUUGCUACCAGUUAGUAAAACACCGUUGGUUUGAAAUGUCCAUGCUUCUCAUCAUCUUGCUCAGCUGUGGUGCUCUGACUUUUGAAGAUAUAAACCUUGAAGAGAGAAAGACCAUCAUGAUUAUACUUGCAUAUGCUGACAAGAUUUUCACUUGCCUUUUCAUUAUAGAGAUGCUUCUCAAAUGGAUGGCAUAUGGUUGUAAAGCAUAUUUCAGUAAUGCCUGGUGCUGGCUAGAAUUCUUGGUUGUUAAUGUCUGUGCUUUAAACUUACUGGCCAAUUAUCUAGGAUACUCACACUUUGCUGCUCUGAAAUCCCUGAGAACACUAAGAAUUUUAUCUGGAUUUGAAAGAGUAAGGGUGGUUGUGUCUACAUUAGUACGAGCAAUUCCUUCCAUCCUGAAUGUGCUUCUAGUCUGCCUUACCUUUUGGCUAAUUUUUAGCAUUAUUGGAGUAAAUCUGUUUGCUGGCAAGUUCUCAAAAUGUGUUAAUACUAUAAGUACUGAAAGUUUUCCUGAAAAUUUUAUCCAAAAUAAGUCUGAAUGUGAAAUACUUAUGCACACCAGCAUAGAUGUGAUCCUUGGAAAAUUUAAUGGAGAUGUUGAGUGGAAAAAUGCAAAAGUGAAUUUUGAUAAUGUUGGAAAUGGUUAUCUUUCUCUCUUUCAAAUAGCCACAUUUAAAGGAUGGAUAGAUAUCAUGUAUUCAGCUGUCGAUUCACGUGAUGUAGAUAUGCAGCCUAAGUAUGAGAACAAACCCUACAUGUAUCUUUACUUUGUCACUUUUAUCAUCUUUGGAGUGUUCUUUCCAAUGGUCCUUUUCAUUGGUGUUAUCAUUGAUUAUUUCAAAAACCAAAAAAAGAUAAGUAUUCUUUUCUUAUUUGAUUCACUUGGAGGUCCAUCCAUCUUUAUGACAGAGAGGCAGAAGAAAUACUACAAUUCAAUGAAAAAGCUGAGGUGCAAAAAGCCAAUCCCUCGCCCAAGGAACAAAUUCCAAGGAUAUAUAUUUGACCUUGUAACAAAAGAUGCUUUUGAGAUUACCAUCCUAGUGCUUAUCUGUCUUAACAUGAUGACAAUGAUGGUGGAGACAGAUACACAAAGUGACUAUAAGACUAGAAUUUUGUACCAGAUCAACCUAGUAUUCAUUGGACUGUUUGCUGGAGAAUGUGUGCUGAAGCUCAUCGGCCUCCGCCAUCACUAUUUUACUGUAGGCUGGAACAUCUUUGAUUUUGUGGUGCUCCAUAUCUCAAUUGCAGUUAUACUGCUAAGUGAUUUGAUGCAGAAAUAUUUCCUGACCUAUUCCCAGAUGCAAGUGAUCCGUCUCCUCAGGUGUGGACGAGUCUUGAAUUUCAUUAAAGGAACCAAGGGUAUGGGAACACUGCUCUCUGCAAUGAUGCUGUCCCUUCCUGCUUUGUUGAACAUUGUGCUUCUGUUGUUUUUGGUCAUGAUUAUCUAUGCUAUUGUAGGAAUGUCCCAAUUUGCCUUUGUAAAGAAAGAUUCUGGAAUAAAUGAUAUGUUCAACUUUGAAACCUUUGGAAACAGCAUGUCUUGCCUCUUCCAAAUCACCACAUUUGCUGGUUGGGAUGGUUUGCUAGCACCAAUUCUAAAUACAAGACCACCAGACUGUGAUCCUGAAAAACUUCACCCACAAAGUUAUGUGAAAGGAGACUGUGGAAGUCCCUCUUUUGGGAUUUUUUAUUUUGUGAGUUAUCUCAUCAUAUCCUUUCUGUUGAUUGUAAACAUGUUCAUUGCUGUUAUCUUUGAGAUUUUCAGUGCUGUGAGUGAAGAAAAUGCCAAAUCCCUGAGUGAUGAAGCCUUUGACAAUUUCUAUGAAGUUUGGAAAAAAUUUGAUCCUGAUACAACUCAUUUCAUAGACUGUAGUCAGCUCUCUGAUUUCGUUGCUUCCUUGGAUCCUCCUCUUCUUAUAGCAAAGCCAAAUAAGGUCCAGCUCAUAGCUAUGGAUCUGCCUAUGGCACGAGGGAAUCGAUUGUUCUGUCCUGAUGUCCUGUUUGCUCUUGCAAAACGUGUUAUGGGUGAAAGUAAAGAGUUUGAUCGUCUCCAUUUACCAAUGCGUGAGCAGUUUCUAUCAUCAUGUCUUUUCCAAAUUUCCUUUGAACCAGUUACUACUACCAAUCAGAAACAAGAGCAGGUAUCAACUCCACUUAUUCAGCAUACUUUAGAGGAAUAUGUAUCAGGUACAUAUAAUAACAAAGAUGAAAAGAGAGAGGAUUCAAUUAUGGAAGAUGAUAUAAUUUUUGAUUCAGUUGAUGAGAAUUGUGCUUUAGAGAAAGUAGAUGGCAUAAGUCAUUCUCACACCCCAACAGCUUCAUUGGGUAGUCCAAUAGAACAAAAGAAAGAAACAUAAAACAACCCAGAUAGGAAAGGGAAAAAAAGGAAAAGGUAAUAGAAAAAAAAAAAGGAAAAGUAAGUAGAAAUUCCAUUUUACCAGCAAUUGGUUAAAACGUAAGAAUAUGACUGAUUUUGAAAACAGGAUUAAUUUAUGAAGUUUAUACCAAA
Molecule: messenger RNA, 5765 nt
Organism: Dromiciops gliroides (monito del monte)
Lineage: Eukaryota; Metazoa; Chordata; Mammalia; Microbiotheria; Microbiotheriidae
Product: sodium channel protein type 9 subunit alpha-like
Exons: 28
Coding region: 139-5613 (1824 amino acids)
Biological process (GO): neuronal action potential; sodium ion transmembrane transport; membrane depolarization during action potential
Cellular component (GO): plasma membrane; axon; voltage-gated sodium channel complex
Molecular function (GO): voltage-gated sodium channel activity; calcium ion binding
Source: RefSeq, a predicted model, not a curated record